Aspergillus calidoustus is the source of this 1567-nucleotide messenger RNA. The record is from the annotation of a GenBank genome assembly. NCBI's taxonomy places the organism in Eukaryota, Fungi, Ascomycota, Eurotiomycetes, Eurotiales, Aspergillaceae.
GUGAGGGAUGCGUUCUGAAACGUCAUGGCUGUCGGGCCACACCGCGCCUGGUCCUGAAUUCAGGGCUGAUGGAACCAUCGCCAUCCAUGUCUCCAUGUUCAUUCUCCACUUCCAGGGUGCACCUUAUCUUCGGCGCGUAUAAAGCAUUCGUCCCCUCCCUCCGGUCUGGUCGAUUUGACUUUGUUGAUCAUCGCCUCAUCCUGUUCUUUCUUCUUCUUUUCAGUCAUUCCUUCUUUUGAAUUUGACAUUCAUUCAUUCUUUUCUCGACACUCUUUUUGACUUAUUUUGAUCUUCAACAUGCGUCUCCUCAACGCACUGGGAUUGAUUCCCCUCGUGGCUGGCCACACAAUUAUGACGACUCUAUAUGUCGACGGCGAGAACCAGGGCGACGGCGUCUGCAUUCGCAUGAACCGUGAUCCUGAACAUGCUACUUUCCCCAUCGAACCGCUCGCGAAUGAUGCGAUGGCUUGCGGCUACGACGGCGAAACCGCCUCAGCACGCAUCUGCCCCGCCGCGCAGGGCAGCACCCUGACCUUUGAAUUCCGCGAAUACGCCGACGGCAGCUCGCCGGGCUCAAUUGACGAAUCCCACAAGGGCCCCUGCGCAGUCUACAUGAAGCGCGUGCUGCACGCCGACGCCGACAACAACGCCGCGGGCCCCGGGUGGUUCAAGAUCUGGGAGCUGGACUACGAUUCGUCCGACGGCAAGUGGUGUACCGAGAAACUCAUCGAGAAUAAUGGCUUUCUCUCCGCAAAGAUUCCGCAGGUGAUUGAGCCCGGUCCGUACCUUGUGCGCACCGAGUUGUUGGCCCUGCAUGCGGCGCAGGAUGACCCCCGUGAUCCGCAGUUCUAUGUUGGGUGCGCGCAGGUUUUUGUCGAGGGGGUUGUCGGGAGUGGAGACAAGGUUCGGCUCACCGAGGGGAACACGGUUACCAUCGACGCCUCGACGUACGACCUCAGUGUCCCAGGGUUGACAUUCAACAUCUACGAAACCCCCCUGGCCCUCCCGUACCCAAUGUAUGGCCCCGCCGUCUACACCGGCUCCGCCUCCAAUUCCCGCUCUGGAACCGGCAAAGUAAUGACCCAAGUCCGCGGGCUUAAACCCGCCGGCUGCAUCCUGCAGCGCGACGACUGGUGCGGCUUCGAGGUCUCGGACUACACCGACCAGGACGGGUGCUGGGCGUCGUCGAAGGAAUGCUGGGACCAGGCGGACGUGUGCUGGAACACGGCGCCGCCGACGGGGAACAAGAACUGCCAGCUGUGGCAGGACAAGUGCACGAAUAUCGAUGAGAACUGCGAGGCGGGCAACUGGACGGGGCCGCCGAACAAGGGCAAGGUGCUUACGCCGGAGCUCAGUAAGGUUGCGGGGUCGAUUGAGCCGCUUGCCAAGGGGGCGGCAUCUUCGAGGAAGCAUCGGCGGUGGGGGCAUUAGAUGGCUUCCAUAGCCUUUGCUUCUUGGUUUGCCUCUCGCCUUUGAUCAUUCGUGUAUCCAUAUCAUCUAUAGACAGCAACAUCAAUCAACUAGUUAAGCCUGCUCUAUCUCUCGGUCGCGGUUGCUCCCAUUCUCG